GGAAGCCGUGACCUCCAGGCACCGCGAGCGAGAGUGAGGGAGGGCGUUUUAUUCUCGAGGUGGCGAUUUCUGUCAAUUUUCUGUGUGUCUGUCAACACCAAGGGUACCACCAUGGAAGAAGAAAGAUAUUAGCGACCACUCUACAGGAGGACGCGGUUAACACUCACACCAGAAACAAGAGUACUGAUGUUCCGACACGAGUACAAAACUGAAGUUGAACAUCGAAUAGCAAGACAACAAGUUGUGAGAUUACCGAAUUAUGCGAAAAGAUUGGAAUUUUUUUGGAAUGAGUGAAACGGCUCAAACGAGAUCUCGAGUUCCUGCUCCAUAAUGGAAGGACUACAUGUCCCUUAUCCAGGAAAGUAUCAUGCUGUGAACCAGGCAGGCAUUGUGGGGGCACAACCCCUUGUGCACAACAGUGAGUCUCUCUAUUCAAACUUCCCAUCGCAAGCAAACCUAAAGGUUGAUCAGAAGGAGAUUGAAGCCAAGCCCAGUGAGAAGCCCUUUGAAUGCGACAAAUGCAGUAAACAGUUUGCACAGAAGAGUCAUCUGACAAGUCAUAUGCUGUGGCACAGCAAGGAAAAAAAGUUUGAGUGUGAGAUUUGUGGAAAAAAAUUUUCUAUGGAAAGCCAUCUUAACGGUCACAUGCUGGAACACAGCCGAGAGAAAAAGUUUGAGUGUCAGACUUGUGGUAAAAGAUUUGCAAUGGAGAACUAUUUGAACAGUCAUAUGCUUGUGCAUAUGACUGAGAGAAAGUAUGAAUGUAAGUUGUGCGACAAGAAAUUUACUAUGGAAAAUCACCUUAACAGCCACAUGCUUGUUCACAACACAGAAAAGAAAUAUGAGUGUGGAAAAUGCAAAAAGAGGUACAGCCAGAAGAGUCACCUCAACAGCCACAUGUUGAAACAUAGUGAGGAGAAAAAAUAUGAGUGUUUGCUUUGUGGGAAGAGGUUCAACAUGGAGAACCACCUCAAUAGCCACAUGCUUGUACAUAGCGAAGAGAAGAAGUUUGAGUGCCUGCUGUGCGGCAAGAGAUUUAACAUGGAGAACCAUCUUAACAGCCACAUGUUAGUGCACAAUGAUGAUAAGAAGUUUGAAUGUUCUUUAUGUGACAAGCGCUUCAACAUGGAGAGUCACUUAAACAGCCACAUGCUGGUACAUAAUAGUGAAAAGAAAUUUGAAUGUUUAUUGUGUGGCAAAAGGUUCCACAUGGAGAGUCACUUAAACAGCCAUAUGUUGGUCCAUAAUGAGAAGAAAUUUGAGUGUUUAUUGUGUGGGAAAAGGUUCUACAUGGACAGCCACCUUAACAGUCAUAUGCUGAUGCAUAGCAGUGAGAAAAACUUUGAAUGCGAGACUUGUGGAAAGCGAUUCUACAUGGAAAGUCAUCUCCAUAGCCACAUGCUAGUUCAUAACACUGAGAAGAAAUUUGUGUGCAUGCUCUGUGGUAAGAGAUUCAACAUGGAAAGUCACCUCAACAGCCACAUGCUUGUGCACAAUGAGAAGAAAUUUGAGUGUGUCCUAUGUGGAAAGCGUUUCAAUAUGAUCAGCCAUCUUAAUAGCCAUAUGUUCGUGCACAGCGAGAAAAAGUUCGAGUGUGACAUUUGUGGCAAACGAUUUGGUAAAGAAAGUCACCUUAAUAGCCACAGAUUUGCACAUAGUGAGGAAAAAAGAUUUGAGUGUGAAAUUUGUCGGAAAAGGUUCUCCCAGGAGAGCCAUUUAAGCACCCACAGGUUUGUGCACAGUGAAGAAAAGCGUUUUGAGUGUGAGAUAUGCGGAAAGCGUUUCAAUCAAGAAAUCCAUCUCAACAGUCAUAGAUUCAUGCACAAUGAGGAAAUAAAACUGGAAUGUCAAGAGUGGGGCAAGAGGUUCACUCAGAAGGUGCCCCCAAACACUACAAGGUUUGUUCAUGAUGAUGAGAAGAGGUUCCAGUGUGACGACUGUGGGAAGAGGUUUGCCCAGAAGAGUCAUCUCAACAGCCACAGGUUUGUUCAUACUGAGGAAAAGCGGUAUGAGUGUCAGGAUUGUGGCAAGAAGUUUACUCACCAGAGCCACCUCAUCAGCCACAGUUUUGUACACCGUGAAGAAAAGAAGUUCGAGUGUCCAACUUGCAAGAAGAGGUUCACACAUGAGAGUCACCUCAACAGCCACAGCUUUGUGCACAGCGAGAGGAGGCUGUAUGAGUCUCAGAAGCAGUUGCCUGAAAAGAUGCAGCUGAAUAACCAGUUGCCUACCAAUCUCAGUACUCAACUCAACAGCAAUCUGACAGCCCAGAUUAACCAGAAUCUAACAGCGCAACUAAACUCCAAUAUUACAGCUCAGAUCAACACAAAUUUGACAGCGCAAAUUAACACCAAUCUGAGUAACCAGCUUAAUAGCCACUUCCUGGAGCAGACUGAUAAGAAGCCGAUCGAGUAUGAGGAAAAUGGGAAACUAUUCAUUCCACAGUCAUAUCAACAGCCGUAUGCCUAUGCACAAUGGGAACACGUACGGACAUUAUGGUCACUUGAUGUACUUCAGCUAGGGAGACAGGUGGUUGUCUUGAGUGAUCUGCUGGUUAAACCAACUGUGGUUAUCCAGUGCUUUGGAUACCUCAAGGUGGAUCCUUCAGAUCAGACCCCCGGUAGCAUGUACGAUAGGACAGUGAUCUCCAAGGGCCCCUGGAAAGGAGCCGAGAGAAUGGUGCUGCACUCCAACACCUACACCAGAUCAGAUACUGAUCGUAAAGGGGAUAUUCUUGACCUGUUUGAACCUAGCGUCCUCCAUGAGCUCGCUCCGAUGAAUCACUCUAUCUUCAGAAUGGAAGGGUUACACAUUCCCUAUCCAGGCAAAUAUCAUAGGAUCAAUCACCCUGUGGUCACUGGGGCACAGGCCCUCAUCCAGACAGCUCCAGUGUACUAUGGUAAUCCCCACCAGUCAAUAAGAACACCAGCACCAGCCCCUGUUCAGCCUGCUGUUGCUGCACCUACAUACCAACCCAUAACAGAAGACGAAAACAAUAUUGUUAAUACCAUUGAAGAAAAGCCCUAUAACUGUGACCAGUGCGGCAAACAGUUCGCACAGAAAAGUCAUCUGACAAGUCACAUGCAGUGGCAUAACCGUGAGAAAAAAUUUGAGUGUGAGGUUUGCCAAAAACGCUUCUCAAUGGAGAGUCACUUGAAUGGACACAUGCUGGAACACAGCAGGGAGAAAAAGUUUGCGUGCCACAUGUGUGGUAAAAGGUUUGCAAUGGAGAAUUACCUGAACAGUCAUAUGCUGGUUCACAUGACAGAAAAGAAGUUUGAGUGCAGAAUAUGUGACAAAAGAUUCACCAUGGAGAAUCACCUUAAUAGUCACAUGCUUGUCCACAAUACCGAAAAGAAGUUUGAGUGUGGAAUAUGCAGGAAGAGGUAUAGCCAGAAAAGUCACCUUAACAGCCACAUGCUGAAGCACAGCAAAGAGAAGAACUUUGAGUGUACAGUGUGUGGUAAGCGCUUCAACAUGGAGAGUCAUCUCAACAGCCACAUGCUGGUGCACAGUGAUGGUAAGAAGUUUGAAUGCGUACUUUGUGGGAAGAGGUUCCACAUGGAAAUUCAGUUGAAUAGCCACAUGGUUGUUCACAAUGAGGUGAAAAAAUUUGAGUGCCAUCUGUGUGAGAAAAAGUUCAGUCUGGAGAUCCAUCUUAACAGUCACAUGAUGGUGCACAAUAAUGACAAGAAGUAUGAGUGCCUCUUGUGUCACAAACGUUUCACUAUGGAGAGCCACCUCAACAGCCACAUGCUUGUGCACAAUGAAAAAAUCUACAAGUGUGACAUAUGCGGCAAACGAUUUAACAUGGAAAGUCACUUGAACAGCCACAUCCUUGUCCACAGCGUGGAAAAGAACUUUGAGUGUGAACUGUGUGACAAGAAGUUUGCCAUGGAAAAUCACCUGAAUAGUCACAUGCUGGUACAUAGUGAGGAUAAAAAGUUUGAGUGUCAGUUAUGCGGUAAGCGUUUUAACAUGGAGUGCCACCUCACCAGCCAUAUGCUUGUUCACAGUGACGAGAGGAAGCACGAGUGCCAGAUCUGUGGGAAGAGGUUCAACAUGGAAAGUCACCUGAACAGUCACAUGCUUGUGCACAGUGAAAAGAAAUUUGAGUGUAUUUUGUGUGGGAAAAGGUUCCUCAUGGAGAGCCAUCUUAAUGGCCACAUGCUUGUCCACAAUGAAAAAAAGUUCGAGUGUGGGUUGUGCGGGAAACGAUUCUUGAUGGAGAGUCAUAUGAACAGUCACAUGCUCGUCCACAGCACCGACAAGGCCUACGAAUGUGAAACCUGUGGCAAGAGAUUCAAUUUAGAGGCUCACCUCAACAGCCAUAUGCUUGUGCAUAAUGAGGAAAAGAAUUUUGAAUGUAGUCUGUGUGGCAAACGUUUUGGGAUGGAGUGCCACCUUAACAGCCACAUGCUUAUUCACAAUGAAAAGAAGUUUGAGUGUGAAUUAUGUGGAAAAAGAUAUAACAUGGAAAGUCACCUGACAAGUCAUAUGAUGGUGCAUGGGGAGCGCAGGUUUGAAUGUGAGAUUUGCGGUAAGAGGUUCACUCAAGAAAUGCAUCUUAACAGCCACAGAUUUAUGCACACUGAGGAGAAAAAAUAUAUUUGCGAUCAGUGUGGGAAGCGCUUCGCCCAGGAAAGCCAUCUCAGGUGUCAUAAAUAUGUUCAUAGUGAUGAAAAGAGGUUUGCUUGUGAAGAGUGCGGCAAGCGCUUUACACAAGAAGCUUAUCUCCAUAGUCACAUGUUCAUGCAUAACAAGGUUAAGAAAUUUGAAUACCAAGAAUGGUCUAAACAUCCUGUCAACACAAAGUUCAUGCAUAAUGACGAUAAAAGAUUUGAAUGCGAGGACUGUGGAAGGCGCUUCGCACAUCAGAACCAUCUAAGCAGUCACAGGUUUGUCCACAGUGAAGAAAAACGCUUUGAGUGUGGUGAAUGUGGCAAGCGCUUCACACAGGAGAGCUACCUCACAAGCCAUAGCUAUGUGCAUAGCGAGGAGAAGAAGUUCCAGUGUGGAAAGUGUGGCAAAAGAUUUGCACAGGAGAGCCAUUUGAACAGCCACAGUUAUGUUCACAUGGAGAAGAAAACUUAUGAAUUUGAUAGCUGUGGGAAGCCCAUAAUCCCAGCACAGAAGGCUACCCAGAUGAAUGGCCAUAUUGUGGUGCAGGGUGAUGGUGACAAUGGAAAAAUAAUAUCCCAACAGCAGCUUCAAAACCCGUACGCCUACGCCCAGUGGGAACACGUGCGGACACUCUGGUCCUUGUAACAGCAUUGCCAACAAGAUCAGGCCCCUGUUGUUUUUGACAUGAAGGUUGAGUGUAGGCUCGCUCCCAGCAACAUUCUGACUCGGGAUUUCAUUUUCAGUGAUGUCCAUGUGGUGCCGAAGGGUAUAUCUAUUAUUAUAUGCCCAGCUAUUGUGUGUAACAGUAUUACCUAUCACACGGCAUCUCCUAAAGUGACAGUUCACUUCACGUUUCUGACACUAGUGGAAUUACAUAUUUAAACUUCUUGUAUGUACAUAUGCAAACACAGUUAUGAAUGAAAAUCUCUUUGAGUCAGGGGGAUCUCCCUAAUCCAGGCAUGAUGUAUUAGAUUGUAGCCAAGGACAUGAGUCAUAGGAAUGAGUGUCAUUGGCUAUGCAUUAUGAGUAAAGAGAAAUGUUCAAUUAUGGCUUAGUUAUGAUCUGUAUGACAAAAUACUUGUCUGCAGGACUGUACUUGUGAGUACGUGAGGAGUAAAAAAGAAGGUCGUAUCACCUACGAUACAAGUGAAUUUCAAAAACCAUAAAAUGAGAUAAAGUUAUAUGAAUGACCUUAAAUGAUUUAAUAAUGAAGGUUCAAGUUUGUGCUUCUUUAAAAUAUUUGUUACUUGUUUGUGUUUAAACGGUAAUGGUAUGACCUCAUUUUUACCCCAUGUAAUAUUUUAGCUGUAACUGAUCAGUGCAGGCUUGGCCGAGACUGAUGAUUUUUUUUAUAUAUAUACAGAUAUAAUUAAGUUGUAGACUAGGAGGACAUGUAUGUAGAUAUAUAUACAUAUACACAUAAACUCUCCAGGUGUUAGCAUGGUCGAAAGGGCAGACCAUAGGCCUUAAGGUUGGAGGCAGGAGAGGGAGUGUAGGUCUGGCAUAGGAUCAGUAAGGUCACGGGCGAGAUGGUGGAAUGUUGACGAGAUUGGCGACACACGGCAGAGUGAGAAGAGGGCAGCUGAUGACUGUUCAUGUGGAAGUACAGAUGAACUGCAUUUACCGUAAUAACUAUUGAUUUUAGUCUUUAUGUAUAUAGUCCUUCUAAAAGUGAAAUGUUUACGCUAUCAUGAGAACGAAUCUGGAUUGAACAGGGCAGGAGUAUAAAUCCUUUUUUUUUUCUUUUUUUUUUCAAUCAACAAAGAA
Messenger RNA from Penaeus indicus, 6390 nucleotides. Its product is annotated as zinc finger protein 729-like. The coding region runs from base 331 to 5268 and encodes 1645 amino acids. Gene Ontology annotation, molecular function: DNA-binding transcription factor activity, RNA polymerase II-specific; RNA polymerase II cis-regulatory region sequence-specific DNA binding. Gene Ontology annotation, biological process: regulation of DNA-templated transcription. The transcript has 7 exons. NCBI's taxonomy places the organism in Eukaryota, Metazoa, Arthropoda, Malacostraca, Decapoda, Penaeidae. The record is from RefSeq and is a predicted model, not a curated record.